Daucus carota subsp. sativus is the source of this 2121-nucleotide messenger RNA. RefSeq names its product DEAD-box ATP-dependent RNA helicase 18. The transcript has 11 exons. Gene Ontology annotation, cellular component: nucleolus. NCBI's taxonomy places the organism in Eukaryota, Viridiplantae, Streptophyta, Magnoliopsida, Apiales, Apiaceae. The record is from RefSeq and is a predicted model, not a curated record. Gene Ontology annotation, molecular function: ATP binding; RNA helicase activity; nucleic acid binding. The coding region runs from base 82 to 1857 and encodes 591 amino acids.
UCUCCAAUCCAGACCCGACCACAAACAAUAAAAGCCCAUUUUAAAAGCACCAGCAUCCCCCUGCAGCCGGACACAACCCUAAUGGCGACAGAGAGUUACAACCCGACCGGAGCACUAACCAAAACCCGAUUCUCCGACCUCCAACCACGCCUCUCCGAGCCGGUUCUCCAAGCUCUCUCUCAAAGCGGCUUCGACUUUUGCACGCCGGUUCAGGCCGCUACUAUACCUCUGCUAUGUAGCUAUAAAGAUGUCGCUGUUGACGCCGCCACGGGCUCUGGGAAAACCCUAGCUUUUGUCGUUCCUCUCGUUGAGAUUCUCCGUCGCGCUUCCACUCCUCCUAAGCCUCACCAGGUGUUGGGAAUAAUUAUAUCACCUACGAGGGAGUUGUCAUCACAAAUAUUUCAUGUUGCCCAACCAUUCAUCUCCACGCUUUCCAAUGUCAAACCUAUUCUUCUUGUUGGUGGAGCUGAAGUAAAAUCAGACAUGAAGAAAAUCGAGGAUGAGGGUGCUAAUCUACUUAUUGGGACCCCUGGAAGGUUGUAUGACAUCAUGGACCGCAUGGAUAUUCUUGAUUUUCGGAGCCUUGAGAUUUUGAUAUUAGAUGAAGCUGAUAGGCUAUUGGAUAUGGGAUUUCAAAAGCAGAUAACUUCUGUUAUAUCUCGGCUACCGAAGCUUCGUAGAACUGGUCUCUUUUCAGCUACUCAAACAGAGGCUGUCGAAGAGCUAUCCAAAGCAGGAUUGAGGAAUUCUGUAAGAGUUGAAGUUCGAGCUGAAACAAAAUCUAUCAACUCUGCACAAUCAUCACUUCAAUCAGUUUCCUCUAAAACUCCAUCAGGUCUUCUUCUUGAGUAUCUUGAAUGUGAAGCAGAUAAAAAAUCAUCACAGCUUGUGGAUCUACUUGUUAAGAACAAGUCCAAAAAGAUCAUAAUUUAUUUCAUGACCUGUGCUUGUGUUGAUUAUUGGGGGGUUGUCCUUCCUCGUCUUUCUGCUUUAAAGGGUCGUUCAUUAAUUCCUUUGCAUGGACAGAUGAAACAGGCUGCGAGGGAGAAAGCAUUAGCUUCGUUUACAUCUCUUUCAAGUGGCAUUCUUCUAUGUACUGAUGUUGCAGCUCGAGGUCUUGACAUUCCAGGUGUUGAUUGUGUUAUACAGUAUGACCCUCCUCAGGAUCCAGAUGUGUUCAUACACAGAGUGGGCCGGACUGCUAGGUUGGGUCGACAAGGGAGUUCUAUCGUUUUCUUAUCACCGAAGGAGGAAGCAUAUAUCGAGUUCCAGCGUAUAAGAAGGGUUCCUCUAGAAGAACGAAAAUGUUGUGAUGAGGCUUUUGAUGUUGUCCCUGAGAUUCGUACUGCUGCCAAAAAAGACCGUGAUGUUAUGGAAAAAGGACUUAGGGCAUUCGUGUCUUAUGUACGCGCAUACAAAGAGCACCAUUGCUCCUACAUAUUUAGGUUUAAAGAACUUGAAAUUGGGAGACUUGGUAUGGGAUUUGGCUUGUUGAAGCUUCCCUCAAUUCCCGAUGUGAAGCAUCACUCAAUUUCAACCGAGGGUUUUAUACCAGAGCAAAACGUCAAUCUUGAAGACAUCAAGUUCAAGGACAAAUCUCGUCAGAAACAAAGAAACAAGAACCUGCAGGAGAAAAAAGCAAAACAAGAACUAGAACCAAAACGGCAGAAGCCCAAAUUGUCAUUAAAAAAUGCAACUACAGUGAAUAGGAAGAAAACAGCCCAGCAGAGAAGAGCUGUUCAGACUGCUGAAGAUGAUGAUGAACUGACAAGGGAUUAUCGCCUGUUGAAGAAGCUGAAAAAAGGAGCAAUAGAUGAAAACGAGUUUGCGAUGUUGACAGGAACUGAAGAUCUUUGAAACAUAUAGGUGCUGUACUAUCCAGUUAAAGAUGUGUAUUAUAGGCCGGCUCAACUGCAGACAAGUCAUGCUGUAGAGAGUUUCUGCUGUCCUUCACAUACCGGCAAAUGUGUUGUCAGUUCUAGGUAAGGGCUACUUUUGGUUGACUGAUAACUUUGCUUUGCUUAUCAUAUAGUAGUUUCUAAGUGUAUCCAUAUAUCAAUGUAUUAAUUUCAGACAUUAAAGACAGUUAUAUCAAUUCCAGUUUGCUGCAAGUUUUGUUUA